Molecule: messenger RNA, 2404 nt
Organism: Amoebophrya sp. A25
Lineage: Eukaryota; Dinophyceae; Syndiniales; Amoebophryaceae
Source: the annotation of a GenBank genome assembly
CUCGUUUGUAAAAAUUCUUCUUGUGUAUUUUUGUGUUGCUGUUGAAUCAUGAUGACCAUAAAAAGUUGAGUUAAGAGUUUCAAGUAACAGUUCAUGUUGUUCACUGAUCUGAUUCCAUUUUCUUUGCAAAAAGAUUAAGAUUGGCGCUGCCUUCAUGUUGCGGUUUUUACCGACUUCUACCCUUUUACGGGUCCUCCGUUCCUUUCAACUACUAGCCGCACUCGUCGCAGCAUCCGCAGAGGUACGCGAGAGAGGGAGACUAGUCGCCGAGCUGGCAGCAGCAAGGGCCUACGCGCGCUUAGAAGAAAGGGGUGAACAAGGACGGCAACGGAAUCAUGAAACUGUGUCGCUCUCAGAUGCAAAGGAGGAACCAGUAUCCGAGGAAUUGGUGAAUGGAGGUGAAUUUCAUGAGCGUUCAGGAGUUGGAGUUCGACAGCAAGGCUCAUCGUCAAGAAGAACAGAUGUUGAAGUUGAGAGUUGUCCCAUCUGUUCGCCACAACCUUCAGAAGAUAGAAGAAGAGGUGUUGCAUCAUCUGUACCAGUUCCAGCACACCAUAUACGAACAAGUCAACUUGAUGUACGACAACAUGCAGCAACUCCAACAUUUUAUCAAAGCAGAAGUCCCGUUUCAAGCCCGACUCCUAGAAGUCCCGCGCCGCCAAUUAGUCCGACACCUAGGCCGAGGACACCAAAGACUACAGCUCAUGUCAAAGUUGCAAACUCUGGAGCUCACCUGCAGGGGUCGGGAAGCAGUGGUCCACUUCUACACGGAUUUGGAACUACAACGAUCGUUCGCGAGUCAUCUCCGCCUGGAAGUCCAUUGGUAGGUGGACCGGCUUCUCCACCUCUUGCCGGUCCGAGGAUAUUGUCUUCAAGGUAUAGUUGUUCUGGGAUAGGGAGCUUGUGCGGAGGUGCUUCAUCUUCGCGAAGAGUCGGCCCCGUUGCUGUAAAAUCCUGUAGUUCAUCCCCACAGACGAGCAGUAGAUCUCCUCAACCUAAGCCUAGGGUUCUAGAACCAUCGCCAAGAAGCUUUCGCACCAGUACCACUGUUUCUGGAUUCGGUUCAACUGGAGGAGCCUCUAGCGCAUGUCGUGCAGGACCUUCUCCGUCUUGUAGUUCCAGUAAAACAAGCGGUACUGAAAAAAUGGGAAACGGAACAGGACCACGAGUCAACCCUACAAAUUCUGUUGAACAACCUCCACCUGACAGCAACCCUCACCCUGUGCAGGUGGCAUUUCCUACAGAUAGCACAAAUCCAGCUCCAGACCAUCAUCAUGUUCACCCUCAUCAAGUUGUCCAAGCCGCAACUACUACGUCAUUGUCGGGAGCAACAACAGCAACAGGAUCAGGAACAGCUCAGCAGGGUCAACAUCAGUCACCUCUUCCAACAAGAAUGGUUUCGACGGCUGCGGCUGCACCGUUCUUAGGGAACACUUUUGGAUGUACAACCACGCAUGGUUCUCCCGUAAUAGCUUCCAGACAUGCAUUUAUUGCAUCACCGCGAACUCCUACAGAUACGCAUCUUCAACAGGCCUUUAAUCCUUGCGCACUGCCUCAGCACAGUUGUCUUGCAAGUGGGUUGCAUUCAAAUCAACAUCAAGCGACGGUGGCACAGGGACCUCCUCAAUCUCCGAUAUUCAACGCUCGAGCUAUCUCACCCCCGAUUGCGGCAUAUACUUCUGUGCUGGGCCAACCAAUGUCGAUGCCCGUGAAUGCCAACUACGCCAGUAAUGCUAAGAACUCGAUAUUCCCAAAUCCUGUAGUGCAGCAACAUCAUGUCGAUCACCACCACCGUCCUAGAGUUGUACAACAGCAGCCAGUUUACCAAAGUUCUUGGAGCAGGCUUGGUGCUCAAUCUCCACGUGGAAUUUUUAACCUUGUUGAAAGUAAAAAUAUCGUUUGUGAUAUAUGAUCGACACGGGAACAAGGAUAGUCUGUCCUUUUGCAAGGUGGUCGUCCUUAUUCUUGUUGUUGUUUUUUUUUUGGCUUCUAUCUCUAUGAGGGCGAUCCUCUUAGUUAGAGCCACACUUCGUUUGUAUCACGUCUGAUGUCUGUGAAUUUUUAUUUUAUCCGUUGCAAAAAUAAGUAGGCACGACCAAUUGCACAUACUAUUACUAGUAAGUUGCUUGUUGUUUUCGCUGUGUGAACAUCGAUCUAUGAUAAAGGUAUUGAUAUGAGAUAUUGGCAUUCAUAUUUAGUGUUCCUGCUAGAAAAUGAGAAUAGACAUCACACAAUGCAUUCAAUUGAAUUGCAUGUUGUAGUAGUUCUUCUUCUUGCGAGAAACAUAGGAUUAUGUUGAAAAUUUCGAAAAUCGGGCUCCACGGUAUUAAUUUGGAUCUCGACAACAUAAUCUUCAUAAUGUACUUCCGUUCCCUCAAGUGAAUAUUACUGACAAAAAUUAGAU